This is a messenger RNA of Strongylocentrotus purpuratus (purple sea urchin), 2835 nucleotides long. Its product is annotated as fibropellin-1-like. Gene Ontology annotation, molecular function: calcium ion binding. Bases 139 to 1698 code for a protein of 519 amino acids. Gene Ontology annotation, biological process: heterophilic cell-cell adhesion; establishment or maintenance of epithelial cell apical/basal polarity. Lineage: Eukaryota; Metazoa; Echinodermata; Echinoidea; Camarodonta; Strongylocentrotidae. The transcript is spliced from 15 exons. The record is from RefSeq and is a predicted model, not a curated record. Gene Ontology annotation, cellular component: plasma membrane; protein-containing complex.
UUUCACAACGUUGCAUUUGAUAUUCUCAUCUCAUCGUUAGAAAGAGGUAUUGGCCGUUGAUAUUCUCACCUCAUCGUUAGAAAGAAGACUUGGCCGUUGAUAUUCUCAUCUAAUCGUAAGAAAGAAAAGUUGGCCGUCAUGGAUUGUCGUCUGGUACUUUGUUUGGUCAUCAUUGGACUCGUUUCUCACCAUCAAGUCUCAGCCCAAAGUGGGACGUGCGAAGGGUGCUGUGACUGCGGCCAAGUGGAUGGCGGUUGUUAUUGCGAUCAUAUAUGCAAGUAUCAGCAUGAUUGUUGCUCAGACUACGCGACGCACUGUCUCGACACAGGCGACCCUUGCGAUUCGGUACCCUGUCUAAACGGUGGAUCAUGUGUCAAAUCUGGGAAAUGGCCAUCGUUCGAUUGUUCCUGUCCUUCUGGAUAUUCUGGAAUGAUUUGCGAUGAGUUCGACGCGUGUUAUUCGUCACCUUGUAUGAACGGUGGUACUUGUUAUGGCAGCGGUUUAUCUCAUGAUUGCUCCUGCCCAUAUGGAUACAACGGGUAUAACUGUGAAGACUUCGACCCGUGUGCGUCCUCGCCGUGUUACGGUGGUACUUGUUACAAAGAAGAAGGCGGUGUAUCUUAUUCUUGCACCUGCUCAUAUUGGUACGAGGGGGAUUACUGUGAAGUCUUCAAUCCGUGUGUGUCGGCUCCUUGCCUCAAUGGUGGAACCUGUAACAAUGAGGUAGAAUACGAAAGGGCCUACAGCUGUUCCUGCCCAAACGGCUUUUAUGGAAGUAUCUGUCAAUCGACGAAUGAAAAAGGAUCCUGUGAAGGUAAUUGCGGACUUAGCGAUGGAGAAUGCCGUUGUGAUUCAAGGUGUCAUAUAUAUGGUGAAUGCUGUGUUGACUUCGAUGAGUACUGUGGGGCAGGAUGGGACCAUUGUUUUUCUGCACCCUGUCUGAACAAUGGGACGUGUGACAGCGAUGGAGACUCAUUUUGGUGUACAUGUCCAUAUUCAUUUUAUGGAGCAUAUUGUCAAAGUCAAGGAAACGAGAGUAACCCUUGCCUUUCCGCACCGUGUCUGAACGGUGGGUACUGUUAUAGUGAAUACUUAUAUCACUCAGAUGACACAUAUUUUGAGUGUAGAUGUCGAGAUGGAUACGAUGGAGAAUAUUGUCAAAAUGAAAUAAUCGAGAUCGACCCUUGUAUGUCUGCACCCUGUCUGAACGGUGGGGAGUGUAGCAGCAGGGGAGAAUCAUUUUCGUGUUCCUGUCAAGAUUUUUACUAUGGAGCAUUUUGUCAAAAUGGAAACGGGACCGACCCUUGUAUUUCUGUAGUCUGUCUCAACCUUGGGGUGUGCGUUUACGACACCUAUCGCGACUCAGUACGGUGUGCCUGUCAAAAUGGAUUCUAUGGAGAUCAUUGUCAAGAUGGACGCGGGCCUGACCGUUGCGAUUCUGUAACUUGUCUGAACGGUGGGACGUGUUACAACGGUCGAAAUUCAUUUUGGUGUUCCUGUGAAAGUGGAUACUAUGGACCAUAUUGUGAAAAUGAAUCCAUCGGUUGCGAGUCGAAUCCGUGUAUAAAUGGAGGACGGUGCGAAAGUACUGGGUGGACCGCCUUGGGCUACUACUGUAACUGUCCUUAUUGGUUGAAUGGGCAUCAUUGCGAGAUUGUUAGCGAUUUUGACUGGUGGCAAUAUUACUUCCUAAUGUAGGUAUCUAUGCCUAUUAUGGAGUAUAAACGAUAACACGACUGUAGCCUAGAAGCACUAUGAGCAUUGGAAAAUGAGGAGGCAAACCAAACAAUAAGAAAUCAUCUAUUCGACCGUGACAUGAGUAACAUUUGAAGAAAAUUAAAUUAAAUCAAUUCAAUUUAUUUGGCAUCAUUAAUCGAAAAAAAUCAAGUAUAAAUCAUCAAUAAAGAGUCAAUAAUAGGCCAGGACCUCUAAGAAGCCAUUUGCGCUUUUAAAUAAAGCCCCCUCUCAAGUUAAACACAAUAUUGGAUUAAAUUACAAAAUAAAUUAAACUUACAAUGUAUUAUUCAUGGAUUUUUUCCCCUAAGCAUGUAACUUCCCUAAGUCACAUUUAAAUUUCAAAAUCGUAGUUAGAUGAAGACUCUUUAAACGGAUUUUGCUCUGAUAACCACUUCGUGGUCAGAAACAUCUCUGUUUAUGUCUCAUCUCUCAUUUCAAUGAAUUGUAAAAUGUUUUGUUUGACUCAAUAAAAAAGCCUAUGGAUGGCUAAAACGUUACCUAAAGAAACGUCUGAAUAUGAAUACAUUUGAAAGAUCUGACAUAAAUAAUCAUUAACAGCGGCAUUUUCAAUUGAUGUACGAUUUCAUACCCACAUCCAGAAUUCCAACUUUUAGGUUAAAAUUGACAUUAUAGCGCAUCAACUUUGAUUGUAGUACUUGAUUUUGCAUGAUUAAUAUUGUUCUUUGAUUUUGAUAAUUAAGUCAUUCAUUCUAAUAUAUAAAUGUUAAAGAAUAUUAAACAAAAUAUCAUGAAAACGAUUCAUAUCAGUGAGGGUUUCAAUAUUUGUAUUCAUAUAAGCAGUUAGGGCAUUUGUAUACGUUAUUGAAUCCAUUGCAAACCACCUAUAACGUGCAUAUUAGCAGUUUGUUAACGUCCCAUACGUCUUUUAAAAACAACGCACUGCUAGCUUAAUAUGUUUCGAGUACUGUAUUUCAGAAAAGCUUAGUUUACCACAAAAUAAACUAGUCCACUAUCUGAAAUUCGAGUUCUUAAAAAAAAAAAAAAUUGAAUUUGAAUUAUUUAUCUGUCGGAGGUUUCUCCAAUGUAUUAUGUAACCAUUAUCAUCAUCGUAAUAAAUCACUGUUGGUCUCACCUCAA